Messenger RNA from Aaosphaeria arxii CBS 175.79, 1351 nucleotides. RefSeq lists its product as uncharacterized. NCBI's taxonomy places the organism in Eukaryota, Fungi, Ascomycota, Dothideomycetes, Pleosporales. The transcript is spliced from 2 exons. The record is from RefSeq and is a predicted model, not a curated record. The coding region runs from base 50 to 1087 and encodes 345 amino acids.
CUUCCUAGCUCCUACAAGUGUCUCUAUAUAUCACGUCCACAUUUUAGGCAUGCAUUCACACGAGCACGCGGCUCUAAAAGUGCAUUCGCGAUCACGGUCACAGUCACCCCACGGAGACGAAUAUCCUACCAAGCAUUCCUCGCUUCGUGCGCGGUCGCGUUCACCCCAUCGUCAUGAUCACCACGACCACCACAGGCGCAAAAGAAGACGUCAUUCAAAAUCUCCAUCGCAGCCCAUAGCACUUCCGUACAAAGCGAAACUGCUCACGAAACAUCACUAUGAUGAAUAUAAACCCUUGUUUCAAUCAUAUUUAGACAUCCAAAAACAGCUCCAACUGGAUGAAUUGGAUGAGCGUGAAGUUAGAGGCCGUUGGAAAAGCUUCGUCUCACGAUGGAAUCGCGGAGACCUAGCGCGCAGCUGGUAUGAUCCUACGAUGUUGAAGAUAGCAAAAGACACAGUUUCGUCGUAUCGGAGGCCGUCACCCGAUCGCAACCUGCGCGACUCGCCCCAACGAAACUCCUAUCGACCGACGGACCAAGAGCCUCCAGGGUCGCCAGAGAGCGAAGACGAUAUAGGUCCCGCACCACCGAGCCACCUCUCAUCAUCCCGUGCCGUUGGCCCAACAAUACCUCGCAUGGAUGAUAUCGAGCUUCUCAACGAACAGCGCCGAGAAGACCGCGCCCGCGACAGAUCCGAUUACGUCGAUGAUAUUCGCCACGAGCGUAAGCUAGAUAGGAAGUUGCAGAAAGAGCGUCUGGAGGAACUUGCUCCCCGCGCAGAUCCCGGAUCACGCGAGCGGAAAUUGGAGAAGAAGGGUGUGACAACAAGGGCGAUGCGAGACUUUGGCGAUGCGAAAGAGGGUGGGGAAGUUGAAAUGGGAGAGUCAGAUCUUAUGGGAGAUGAUGGCGAUGCCCUCAAGCGACAAAAACUGGAGAUGGAACGGAAGAAGAGCGAGCGAGAAAUUCGUCGUGAUGAAAUUAUGCGAGCAAGGGCAGCGGAAAGGGAAGAAAGAUUGGCUGGUCACAGAGCCAAGGAAGCACAGACAAUGGAGUAUCUCAAGGCCAUUGCGAAAGAUCGAUUUGGAUAGACCAUGACUGCGGGCAUACUCAGCGGAAGUUACAGAGAGAAACUUGUUAUUAAAAAGUGUAGCCGGGUAAAGGCUGCAGAAUCGGGGAAGGACUCUCAAGCGUGUCCCUUCCGGAAUGCUAUUCUAUAAAGAGGUAUCAAGUGUCUGACUGAAUCAACAAGCACUCGCCAAAAACUCCAAAUACCAUGCAAAUGCAAAAUCCCGCUCCAACACCUAUAGAAGUAUAUAGCUCUACUCGUCGUCUAGGAUGGAGCUUGCAAGUGG